AUGAUCUGGCUCGUGCGCAUCCAUCCUCCCGUCCGUUUCGGGGGGACAGAGCUUGCAUCUGCAGCUGCCUUGGCUGGAACAGCAGAGCUGCACGUCUGGAACUUGUUCUCCCCCUCACCCUCUGCCUAUGAGCAAGUACCCGUCACUCCCUAUCAGCUUAGUCUUAUGGAGUACAUACCAUCCCUCGGCGACUUGGAUUGCACGUUACAAGAUAAACCCGCCUAUUCCGAGCCUUUGCCCGUCGCAAACAUGGCCUCCGAACACAACCCCUUUCGAAGGAAGUCUGCUUCCACCUCGCUCUCCAUCUCUACGCCCCAGCCAGUCUCUACAUCGGCCUUUCUCGAGUCCAUCACUUCCGGCAUCUCGAGGCAGAAUGGCCCCCCACCCCCCGAGGCCCGGCCGGCCAAGCCAAAGGUCGUGAAAAAGGUUAGGGUCCUUUCGCCGCCACCGUCGUCUCCCUCGUCCCCAGAAUCCGUACACAGCAGGGGCUUUGGACGCCAGAACGACAGCAGCGACGAAGACUCCCACGACGAAGACGACCAAUUCUCAAAGCGGUUUCCCGAGCUUCCCGGUGGCCUCCCCGAGGCUGCGCCGCUUCGCAUUGCCAACGCGAGUAAUACCCCCGACAAUCCCUUUGGCAAGACGCUACAAGAUCUGGAAGGCUUGACGGACGUGAAGCCUUCAUCUGGCGGAUCGACCAAAGCCAUGGAUGUCAACGCCUUCAAGAUGCUGUUGCUCACUGGCCAGGCUGGUGCUGGAACACCGCCCCCGCAGACAUCAGUGUCACAGGGAGACAAGGCGCCCGGUGCAUCACACGCCGCACCUGAGCCAGAAAUACCGCGGACGUCACAAGAUAUCGCGGAUCGCGGCGUUGACGACCAACGUUCUCUUCUGGCACAUUCCCCAUCCGUGAAGAAGAAGCCUCCGCCGCCUAGCUCAAGGCAUGGUAGGAAGAUUAGCGUGCAGACUUCAGGUCGUCCGCACAUCUCCUCCGAGACCGCGUCGCCCAUCUCUCCGUCUGACGUGAACAAGCCCCUUCCGCCCGCCCCAAGCAGUCACGGCGGGGAUGACACGGAAGAUGUUUUUGCCCGUGAAGCUGCUGGCAAAGUCCCGGAGCAGGACUCCCCCACACCCAGCUCAAUACCUACCCCGGCUCUUCCGGCGACAGGCAAGAGACCGACACCUGCCCCUCCACCACGGCGGGGUCACGCACGGAGCCAGUCCUUGACAGCCAAUGCUGGGGUCAACGCUCCGAGUGUACCAAGUUACGAGGCCGACACGCCGCCUCGCUCUUCGUUGGAAUCGCAGCGCUCCAGAUCAGAAAGUUUCCGAAGCAUCAAUGCUCCGGCUCCGCCUCCACCUCGGCGCCCGCACGCAUCCCAUCGACAAUCAUUCCAACUAGCGUCGCCGUCAAGUGGUUCAUUUUACGGUGCCAGCCCAGCACCAUCUGAUAUCGACACUUCUAUUCAUGCUACGGAGCAUACUCCUCCCAAAACUUCACCUCCGCCACCACCACCGGCACGGAAUACUUCCAUACGCCGGCCUCCCAGCGUAAGGAGCAUUGAAGCCCCCAGCAGGAAGAUCAGUGGAGGCAAGGAGAAUGCUCCCCCCCCACCACCACCACCACCACGCCAGAGGGGCAGUAGUCGCGGAAGCAUGGACGGAUAUGGUAUGAGGAGGACGAGCAUCGAUAGCACUAGGGCCAUGGGCAGCAACGUUCCAGAAGAGCCCACCGCGGAGGAUGAUGCACAGCAAGAGUACGACGCAGCUAAGUCAGGCAAGGGUGCGGAUAUUCUCGCCGACCUGGAUGCUCUACAACGAGAAGUGGACGCCCUGAGGGCAGCACAGGGCAAAUAG
This is a messenger RNA of Colletotrichum costaricense, 1857 nucleotides long. RefSeq lists its product as uncharacterized. Lineage: Eukaryota; Fungi; Ascomycota; Sordariomycetes; Glomerellales; Glomerellaceae. The transcript is spliced from 5 exons. The record is from RefSeq and is a predicted model, not a curated record. Bases 1 to 1857 code for a protein of 618 amino acids.